Spinacia oleracea (spinach) is the source of this 1742-nucleotide messenger RNA. RefSeq lists its product as uncharacterized. Bases 72 to 1355 code for a protein of 427 amino acids. The transcript is spliced from 7 exons. The record is from RefSeq and is a predicted model, not a curated record. Lineage: Eukaryota; Viridiplantae; Streptophyta; Magnoliopsida; Caryophyllales; Amaranthaceae. Gene Ontology annotation, biological process: snRNA import into nucleus. Gene Ontology annotation, cellular component: nucleus; cytoplasm.
CCACCAAAAAAGUAUUUGAAUGUUCAAAAUUUUGUUGCAAAUCCAAUUGAAGCCCCCUCCCCCAAAAAACAAUGCCGACGCACGAAAUCCGGCGGGCGUACAAGCGGCCAGCAAUAUCAGACCAACAAAAGCGAAGAGAACUCUCUCUCCUCCGCCAGCAGCAAAGCCGUUCUGACGCCCAGUCCCAGGCUCGCCGCCUCGCCUCCACCCUUUUCUCUCUCAAUCAACCAACCCCCUCCACUUCCUCUGCCGCAACCGCCGCCGCUGACGACCCUAUUGAUGUCGAUAUCGAUUCUGAAGAAGAGGAUGAUCAGCAGAAUAGCCCUCAACUUGAAAAUAUUAAGGAUGUUCGACAGGCUUCCAAGCUUCGAGGCCAAGAGUCUCGGCGUUGGUUUGCUCGUCAGUUGAUGCUUCCCGAGUGGAUGAUUGACGUCCCUGAUCGCCUUUCUCAAGACUGGUUUGUAUUAGCUAGGCCGGCUGGGAAGCGAUGCUUUGUGGUUUCCACCAAUGGGACAACAGUUAGUAGACAACGUAAUGGCAUAGUAUUGCAUCAUUUCCCAUCUGCUCUACCUUGUGGAGCUAGAACGAGAGGGAAUUCUGCUGCUCAGUCAUAUUGUAUUCUUGAUUGCAUAUUCCAUGAGAUGGACCAGACGUAUUAUGUGAUUGACAUGUUAUGCUGGGGAGGAUACUCUCUUUACGAUUGUAAUGCCGAGUUCAGGUUUUUUUGGUCGAACUCAAAGCUUGCUGAAAGUGGAGCUUGUGAACCACCUUCACAGUACCACAGAUAUCGGUUUAGUCCAGUUCCUGUCUACAACUGUGACCAGAAUGGACUGCUCUCCGCCUAUACAGGACAAGUACCUUAUGUCAAAGAUGGUCUCUUGUUCUAUAAUAAGCAUGCACACUAUCAAUCUGGAAAUACACCGCUGACAUUGGUCUGGAAGGAUGAGAAAUGUAGCCAAUAUGUUAUCGAUACAGACAGCAAAGGUGAAGUUCCAAGCAAACAACAGGUGGUCUUAGAGCUUCAAAAUGAUGGAACCGUGAUUACUUCUGAUGACCCUCCUGUUGUAUUUGGCUGCUUAGAUCAGGAAAUUCUACAGAAGUCAGGAUUUUGUCAAGGUAGUCUUCUGCGAUUUUCAAUCAAUGAUGGAGGACUGACAUUUAUUGAUGGGAAGCUAGAGAAGGCCGAUUUGCAAUUCCAAGACAAGCCCAACCGUGCUCGUGCUUUUGCCGAUAGUUACUCAAAGGUUGUAUUUCAAUACAUGGCUCGGCAUUCGCCUCUUAAGAUUGACGAUUUUUUAGGAACCAUCAACUCACAGAGUGACCAAGAAAGUAAAGAUGUUGAGAUGUCGGGCUGACGAAAUUCAGACACACAACGAUAUAAUUUUUUAACUCAAGUAGCCAAUAUUUGAAGCUUGGUAUGGUCGAAGAAAGCUGAUGCGCCGAUUAGUCAUUUUCUAGCAUCACGGACUUGGCGCUCAGAAAAGAACAAUGUGAAGGCUGCCCUGUGCAAUUGUGCAUACAUAGUUUGGGACUUCUUUUAGGUUGUCACUAAAAAAUGUUCUCUGACUUGUGUAUUAUAUUAUGAAGGACGAUUCAUAGUAAUGCACAGUAAAUGCUGAUCUUUUGCUAGUGCUACCCAGGAAGCUUUAGUAAUCCUUUUUAUAGCAUGAAUGUUAAGUAUUAAUGUUGUAGAAUUGUGGAUGUCAAGAGCUUAAUUCCAUAGUCAUUCAAUUCGUUUUCAA